Messenger RNA from Porites lobata, 668 nucleotides. The record is from the annotation of a GenBank genome assembly. NCBI's taxonomy places the organism in Eukaryota, Metazoa, Cnidaria, Anthozoa, Scleractinia, Poritidae.
UGGGGGAUCUUUCUUGGAUUGUACAGACAAAAAGGAACAGCAUCAGGGCGAAGUGUUAUGUGGCAUUCAGUCUUCAGCUUUCCCAGUACGCUGAAGAGCGCUGGAAAUUUGGCUUGGAAAUGUGUUAGCCCCGAGUUCACCUCUUCGACAUCUUUGUUAGCAUGUCUCACGAGCCCUAGUUCAACACAGGCUCUCCUGCUGAGUAACGAACACUUCUGGUUAUGCACCACAUAUAUAAGCUCAGUUAACUUUGAUUGUCUGUACUUUAGUGUCUCAUAGAACAGACCUUUCACAGGCAGUUGAGUGUUUCCAGGACUGCUCAGAACCUGGGAUGUCUUGGUUACUUCAACAUCUGUAGCCUCUGGACAUCAUCACUAAGAACAGUCACUGUCGCCCCCGAGUUUGAAGCGUGUUGGACGACCAUUCACUCCUAUCUGUGCAGACCAAUAGUUCUUGUCACUGCCAAUCUCACCGAGGAAGUGUAUGUCUUCCUCCUCUUCUUCUUCUACUGCUUGUACCUUUCUUGGAUAAGGUUUCUAGCCGAGACAGACAGACUGGAUAUGUCCCUUUUUGUUGCAGUUACUACCAAUAGUGUCUCUAGCUGGGCAAGACUUCCUGUCAUGGUUCUGGCGUCCACACCAAAAACAUGGACGGUCGUUCUUAGCGGG